Molecule: messenger RNA, 3624 nt
Organism: Arvicanthis niloticus (Nile rat)
Lineage: Eukaryota; Metazoa; Chordata; Mammalia; Rodentia; Muridae
Gene: Cfap184
Product: cilia and flagella associated protein 184
Biological process (GO): cilium assembly
Cellular component (GO): ciliary basal body; axoneme
Source: RefSeq, a predicted model, not a curated record
CCCGGGAAACCUAACAGCAGGCAGUAGCGGGCCUCAGACCCGGGCCAGCGGGUCGAACAUGGACAGCCACAACGAGGACACCGAGGGCGAAGGCCGAGCCGAGGAAGGCCUGACCAGGAAGAUCUCGGUUCCGCCCGAGAUCAAGGUUGGCUCCGAACCUCUGACUCCGGCCGACCCUGCGGAGCCAGAGCCGGAGACUCAGCCGGAGACUCAGCCGGAGACUCAGCCGGUGACAGACAGCUCAAAAGCGGAGGCUUCGGAGGGGAGCGGUUACGCGCUUGUUGAGGUCUCGGAAAGUCCGGGGGCCGCUGAAGCCGCGGGCGAGGCAGUAGAGGCCGGGAGCGAGGCCGUGUCCCGAGAGCCAGAGAGUGUGCCAGAGACCCAGCCCAAGACCGAGCCGGAGUCCAAGGAACCAGAGGACAAAGACGAGGACGAGGACGAGGACGAAGACGAGGACGACGAGGAUGAGGAUGAGGAUGAGGACGAGGAUCCCGACAGAUCGGAGAAGCAGAAGAGCAAGGGAAAGAGGGAGAAGAAGAAGGACUCAUGGUUCCGACCCUCUCUACCGCUGACCACGAUUGUUGAGGAGGCGGCUGCUCCAGCCCCACGAGCUGCGAAAGAGAAAGCAAAGGGGUCACAGAAGAAGAGAGACAGUGAAGAGAUUGAAGUGAUAGGUCGAGAACAACGCAAGAAAAGCUCAGAAGAGCAACUUCACCCUGAAGAGGAGAAGGAAGAGGAGGCAGAGAAAAGGGCGGACACUGAUGAGUUUGAGUGGUCGGAGGAUGUGCGGAAGCUGCAAGAGCAGCAGCUGCGCGGUGAGCUGGUGGAACAGUACCACUCCCUGCUGGUGGAGCGGAGCCGUUAUCAGCGCUAUAACAUGUACCUACAGCAGAAGAUUCAGGAGACUCUACGCAAGAAGGGUCUGGAAGCAGCAACGGAACCUGCUGACAGGAGCGCUGAACCAGAAUCUCCCGAGAAAGAGCAAGCAUACUUGCGCUACCUGGCCAUGCUGGAGGAACUGAAGAAACAAGAGGCAGAUGACUUAGAGUGGUACCGUCAGGAGGUGCGUGAGCUGAAGCAGCAGUGCCAGGAGAAGCAGGCCAAGGUGGAGAAAGAGUGGCGGCGCUUCCAGGCCCUCAAGAAACAGGUGGUGUUGCAGGCCAUGGGCAGUUGCCGCAUGCGCGGUGGGCGCCAGGCUGCUCUGAGAGAAGUGGAACAGAUUCAGGCUCUGGAGGAUAAAAAGGAGAAGGAGAUGAGCGCCGUGCGUCUCGAGAACGUGCAGCUGAAGCAGAGCCUGGUACACUUUGAAACCAGGAUGAAGGCCCAGGAGGACUUGGCUGAGGGGCUGCUCCUCAUCGACUUUGAACAGCUCAAAAUUGAGAACCAGACCUUCAACGAGAAAGUAGAGGAACGAAACGAGGAACUUUUAAAACUGCGCACUAAGGUGACCAGCAACGUGCAGAUUAUAACACACGUGAAGGAGAAGCUGUCUUUCAUAGAUACGGAGAACUCAUGCAAAAAGGCACAACUUUCGGAAGUGGAUUCCCAGGUGGCCCUAGGAAGAGACCUAUUGACGAAGACAAAACAAGCCCGAGACAGCCUGCGAACCGACAACGUCAAGCUGAGUCAGAAAUGUGGGCUUCUGGGUAAGGAAUCACUCCUCCGAGAUUUGGAAGAAAAGGUGGAGAAGACAGAAAUGCUCAAUAGGCGCCUGGAAUCGCUAAAGCGCCAUCACGCCGGGCUUGCCUUGUCCUGCAAAGGGGUGAAGCAAAAGAUCAGGGAAGCCAAAACGUUCCUCCCCUCUUGACAGUCCUUGACAGGACAGUUGGCAAAACUUCUGCUACUCCAGAAACUGCCCCUUACUCUCUUCUGCCUCUGAUUGUCAUUCUGUGGAACUUGGGAUGUAACUUAGUUUUGGUCUGCUUUCCAGCUUUCAAAUUCCUACUAAACACAUCCAGCUAGCAGUAGUUCUACAUGAGGUUAAGUAAAAUAUAUCUAGAGAGUGGGAUGAUUAAAAUCGACUUCUGAUGAAAAGCCUUUAUAGCCAAGCAGCCCCAUAGUCUAAAGGAGUGUUAGAACUGUUUUUUGCCUGUGUCUAAGGAUGGCUUAAAGGUUCAACGAGUGGGCAAGGUACAGAAAAUCCCUAUACACUGAUCUGAUGACUCAGUCAUCUUUGUAUUAAUUAAACUUAAGAGUAUUGAAUCACUGUCUCGAUUAGCUCAAACUCCCGUCUCUCUGUGUGUAGGUGUAUGUGGGCAUAUGAAGGCCUGAAGAACAUACGGGCAUCUCCUGUACUCCACCUUGAUUUUUUUAUCCAGACAGGGUCUCUUACUCAACUCUCAACUGGGAGUUUGCAGUUUGGGCUGUCCAUCUAGCAUGAUGAUCUUGGGAUCUGCUUGUCUCUGUUCCCCAACACUGGGGUGUUAUACAGGCAUUCGAAGUCAAGUCUGGAUUUUUUAUGUGGAUGCUGGGGAUUUGGAUUCAGAUCCUCACGCUUUUAAAACAAGCACUCUUACUCUCUGAGCCAUAACCUGCAACAGCAAUCUGACUGUUGACACUGCAUAACCCUGCUUCCUUCAGAUGACAUGACAUACUUUUGUUUCCUGAAAUAUAUUGGCUUUGAAGACAAUGGCGGUUAAAAGUCCCUUUUCUGACUUCCAUGGCUUGAAUACAUUUUAUAUCACGCCAUGCAAAUGCAUUACUGAGAAUAGUUCAAAAAGCUGACUUCUUCCAUUCCCCCUCACUUAGUUGCUAGUUUUGGUUUUUCCUCUACCCUAUCCUUCAAGGUCAAAGCAGUUGUCUUUGUGCCUCCAACUAAGAGCAGAGGGACUCACAGUGUUAUGUGGCUGGGAUACUCCCAAAGGAAACUGUCAGUGGUACCAGAGGCAUUUUCAUUGGGAUGGUGUUCUACAGAGUUUUGAUUCAUUCAGCUGAUUCUGAACCAUCUGCUACCCAACUGAAUGCUUUGUCCUGAACACUGAACAUGGUGAGCAGUGGAUCAUGUAGGGUUAGCACCAAGGUUAGCAUGCCUUACGUUGCAAAUGUAUCCUCUGUAACUAUAAGUCCCCAGUGAGCCCUUGACCACAGCCCCUCAUGCUGGAGGCAUUGCAAUUAAUUACAAGACACUCUUCAUUUGAUUAUCUCCCCAUUAGUCUUGUUUUAAUUAGAUCUUGGAUGAGUGCUUGAUCAUGAGAUCUCAUCAAGUAGUUUAGGACCUGGAAACAAAUGUAGGUACUGAAGACAUUCUGCCUGAUAUUUUAAGUCUUAUGAAUGAGAAGUACUUCCUUCAAUAUCAAAGGAGGGUCUAUAACUCAGCCACCUACUCAGAGACAGCCCAAGAUAGUGGAAAAGGAAACUUUAUUUUGGUGAUAUAAGUAGAAAUAGGUUUGUGUAAGUUCAUCUGCAGCUAUAAUGUAGGGUUUUGCCAAUGGUAUGAGCUAUUUGUCCAUAAAGUAUCAGUCAAUGCCUUCCAGCCCAGCUCACAUAUUUAACUUCAGAAGGUUCCAGAGUGCAAGUGAAAGGAAAGCACCUCAGAGUUGUGCAGUGACCAGUCUGUCUCCCUCUCAAAAUAUCCUUAUUUUUACCUAAUAAUAAAGUAUGUGCAUUAUUUUAAUAAAAAUUGAA